Molecule: messenger RNA, 297 nt
Organism: Lottia gigantea (owl limpet)
Lineage: Eukaryota; Metazoa; Mollusca; Gastropoda; Lottiidae
Exons: 1
Source: RefSeq, a predicted model, not a curated record
AAAUGGAAGAAGAGAUAUUUUGUUCUAUGUAAACCAUCUGGUAGUUUACCAGGCCAGUACGAACUGAACUAUUUCAGUGAUGAACAAUGCACCAGGAAAAAAGGAACAAUAGAUCUAGAGGAAUGUGAACAAAUAAUAGAAUCUCUGGACUCUGAUCAGUUCCCCUAUUUACUAGCUAUAAAAACUGUUUGUCGAGGUAAAGAAAGGACCUAUUUCCUAGCCACAGCAACAGAAGAAGACAUGGCAAAGUGGGUCAGUAAUCUUUGUAGUGUCUGUGGAUUAAAACAAGAAGAAAGU